AUGCGUAACGGCGAACAAAAUCGAGCCGUUUUGGAUUACCUGCGAACGAAUGGGUAUGCGGAGUCGGUUGAAGCGUUCAAACGGGAAGCGCAGCUGGUAUACAACGAUAAAAAGUUUAAUGGGCUAUUAGAAAAGAAAUGGACUUCUGUUCUUCGUCUGCAGAAGAAGGUAAUGGACCUAGAAGCAAAGCUAGAUGAGGUGCAAAAAGAGUGCAGUGUCCCCCUCCCUGGCAAGCGAUCGCCAGUGGAUUGGAUUCCGAGACCGCCUGAAAGGUACUCCCUCACUGGACAUCGGACGGCAGUGAAUCGGGCAAUUUUCCACCCGGUAUUCAGCCUUAUUGCUACGUGUAGCGAAGACGCAACGAUCAAGGUUUGGGAUUACGAGACCGGUAACUUUGAAAAAAGCCUUCGAGGACAUACGGAUUCGGUGCAGGACAUCGCGUUUGACCAUAUGGGCAAGCUUCUAGGCUCAUGCUCCGCUGAUAUGACCAUUAAAUUAUGGGACUUCCAUUCUUACGAAUGUUUGCGAACUCUGUAUGGUCAUGACCAUAACGUUAGCAGCGUAUCGUUUUUCCCCAAUGGUGACUACCUUGUUUCUGCAUCCAGAGACAGGACAAUCAAAAUGUGGGAAGUCAGUACUGGGUACUGCAUCAAAACCUUCAUCGGCCAUCGCGAUUGGAUACGUAUGGUACGGGUGUACCAGGACGGCUCGAUCAUGGCCUCCUGUAGCAACGAUCAUACUGUGCGAGUUUGGGUGACGGCUACGAGAGAGUGUAAAUUUGAACUGAAAGAGCACGACCACGUGACCGAAUGCGUAGCGUGGGCUCCAGAUUCCGCUAUUUCGUAUAUCGUCGAUGGGGCUGGCGGAGGCGGUCCGUUCUUGGCCACCGGCUCCAGGGACAAACUGAUAAAGCUGUGGGACGCGCACAGCGGCGUUUGUCUUUUCACCCUGGUUGGACAUGACAACUGGAUCCGCGGGUUGUGUUUCCACCCUCAAGGGAAGUACCUCCUGUCGGCGAGUGAUGACAAGACAGUCAGAGUCUGGAAUUUAGCUAACAAAUGUUGCCAGAAGGUUAUCGAAGCGCAUCAGCAUUUCGCUUUUCAUCAAACUUUGUAA
Molecule: messenger RNA, 1116 nt
Organism: Soboliphyme baturini
Lineage: Eukaryota; Metazoa; Nematoda; Enoplea; Dioctophymatida; Soboliphymatidae
Source: the annotation of a GenBank genome assembly